GCGUGUAUUGCUGUAAGAUAUUGACGAUAGGCCAUCACUUUCUAUCCUCAUCACCAUCCACUCAUACAAAAACACAUUCAUAGCAAAAUAUCAGACGCCAUGGAUUCUGCUGCGAGCAAUCCAAUACUCACUUUGACUAAUUCGCUACGCUUUAUCUUCUUCUGUGUUAUCAUCUUCUUCUUCUUCGUCCCUGCGAAGCCUGACCCCUCUUCAUCAUCAUCAUCAUCAUCAUCAUCAAGAAGCUGGUUUAAUGCAGAAGCAGAAGCAGAAGAAGCUGUGGGUUAUGGGUACAGCAUUGCAAGUGUGAGCACCGACGUGUCGCGAAGAUCUCUGAGCGCUAUUCUUCAUCUCAUCAAGCCAUCCGCUGUUUAUGGACCUGACAUUCCUUUCCUCUCCCUUACCGCCAGUUUCGAGAGCAGAGACUGGUUUAGAGUAAGAAUCAGCGACGCAACAAAACAAAGAUGGGAAAUCCCACAACAAGUGAUUUCUCGUCCUUCCUUUUCUCCUCACCGUUCCCUCUUUGCUCAAAAUCUGCCUUCCCACCUCAAUCAACAUCGCUCACAAUCACAACUCUCCUUGAUUCAUCCCAACUCAGAUUUAAUCUUCACCCUCCACAACACCACCCCUUUUGGAUUCACGAUCACUCGCAAAUCCUCAAGCGACAUCAUCUUCGACACAUCCCCAAACCCAGAAAAUUCAUCAACAUUUCUCAUCUUCAAAGACCAGUACCUUCAGCUCUCUUCCUCGUUACCCAAAAAUGGGGCCUCUUUGUACGGUCUUGGAGAGCACACUAGAAGUUCCUUCAAGAUCCAACCCAAUCAGGUCCUUACAUUGUGGAAUGCUGACAUCGCUAGCUCUAAUCUCAAUCAGAACCUUUAUGGGUCCCACCCAUUUUACAUGGAUGUUCGUUCUGAUUCUGCUGAUGGAAGAGUCAAGGCUGGGACCACUCAUGGGGUUUUGCUACUCAACAGUAAUGGAAUGGACAUAAUCUAUCAUGGUGAUCGUAUCACUUACAAAGUUAUCGGAGGGAUUCUUGAUCUUUACUUUUUCGCCGGACCCACGCCGGAGUUGGUGAUGGAGCAGUACACAAAACUCAUUGGCCGCCCUGUUCCAAUGCCAUAUUGGUCCUUUGGCUUUCAUCAAUGUCGCUAUGGCUACAAGAAUGUAGCUGAACUUGAGUAUGUCGUUGCUAACUAUGCAAAAGCAGGCAUACCCCUGGAAGUAAUGUGGACAGAUAUUGAUUACAUGGAUGGCUAUAAGGAUUUUACACUUGAUCCCAUCAACUUUCCCCUAGAUAAGAUGAGAGAGUUUGUCAAUGCUCUUCACCAGAAUGGUCAAAGAUAUGUUCUAAUUUUGGAUCCAGGUAUAAGUACAAACAAGACAUAUGAAACCUUUAUUAGAGGUUUGCAGGGUAAUAUCUACAUAAAGCGUAAUGGAAUCAAUUACUUGGGUGAAGUUUGGCCUGGACCAGUUUACUUCCCUGACUUCUUAAAUCCACACAGUCAACCAUUUUGGGAUGGGGAAAUCAAAUUAUUUCAUAACCUUCUUCCUUUUGAUGGCCUUUGGCUUGACAUGAAUGAGAUAUCCAAUUUCAUCACUUCACCUCCCUUUCCAUUUUCUAACCUUGACAACCCUCCUUACAAGAUAAACAAUGCUGGAAUCAGGAGACCCAUAAAUAAUAAGACAAUUCCAGCAACAUGUUUGCAUUAUGGUAACAUCACUGAGUAUGAUGCACACAACUUUUAUGGACUCAUGGAGUCCAAAGUAACAAACAAAGCCUUAAUUGAUGCAAUUGGUAAAAGGCCAUUCAUUCUUAGUAGAUCGACUUUUGUAAGCUCAGGCAAGUAUACAGCCCACUGGACAGGAGAUAAUGCUGCUACAUGGAAUGAUUUGGCAUACUCAAUACCAGCCAUCUUAAAUUUUGGAAUCUAUGGAAUCCCAAUGGUUGGAGCAGAUAUAUGUGGUUUCUCAGGAAAUACAAGUGAAGAACUUUGCAGGCGUUGGAUCCAGUUAGGAGCCUUUUACCCCUUUGCAAGGGAUCAUUCAAGCAAAGAUACAAUUCAUCAAGAGCUUUAUAUUUGGCCUUCAGUUGCUGCAUCAGCUAGAAAAGUGCUUGGUCUUCGUUAUCGCCUCCUCCCUUACUUCUACACAUUAAUGUAUGAAGCACAUGAAAAAGGGAUCCCCAUUUCGCGACCCCUUUUCUUUUCAUUUUCAGAGGAUGUCACUACUUAUGAUAUAAGUUCACAAUUUCUACUUGGCAAGGGGGUGAUGGUUUCACCUGUGCUAAAGCCCGGAGCAAUAACCAUUGAUGCUUAUUUUCCCAGAGGAAGCUGGUUUGACCUCUUUAACAACUCAAACUCAGUGACUGUUGAGACAGGCAUGAAUGUAAGGCUUGAUGCGCCACCAGAUCACAUAAAUGUUCAUGUUCGUGAGGGUAAUAUUUUAGCUUUGCAGGCUGAAGCCAUUACAACAAAAGCUUCCCGUAAGAUGCCAUUCCAACUGCUGGUCGUUAUUAGCAGCAGCGAAAAUAGUUCUGGACAAGUAUAUUUGGAUGAUGGGGACACAGUGGACAUGGGGGGAGAGAAAGGACAGUGGACACUUGUAAGAUUUAAUGGUGGAUUAUACAAUAAUAGCGUUUUUGUUGCAUCUGAAGUUGCAAAUGGGAAGUUUGCUCUUGAUCAAGGGUGGAUCAUAAGUAAAGUAACUUUCUUAGGGAUAUCUAAUGGAAAGAGUUUGAACAGAAAAAGCUGGAAAAACAAACAACUGAGCUUUUUGAAAGGAACAAAUACCGAACAGGCAAUUGUGAAGGGACAAUUUGACAGUUCCAGCCAGUUUAUUAUCGUUGAAAUUUCUGGAUUGUCCCUUCUUAUUGGAGAGGAAUUUGAGUUGGAAGUUGUAGUUCCGUAAGAGGAAGUCUAUUAAAACCAUAGUAUUAUGUGGCUAUUGUUGUGCAUUUUCCCCAUGUUUGAACCCAAAUAAUAAUGCUCUGAAUUUGUCUGAUGAUAAAGGUUGCUAUCAGAAUGGCCAUGGAGCUUAAGCUAUUUCCUAUCCUCAAGUUUUUGUCCAUCUAGUAGAGGUGGUCAAUACCUGGUGUUUAUCCUUACCUUCUAUUUCUCCAGUUUAGCGUUGCCUUAAGGAUUUGGUUUCAUUGCCUUUUGGGCACUUGAUUUUUUCAUAACAUCUCAUAUAUAUGGACAUAGUGCUAUAAAAUACUUGACGAUGAUUUGCACCAUGUUUGGGGCAUUGUAAAAGGUUGGAUGUGAUGGCACGUAUUGAUGCCAAGUAUGGUCAUUUUAUACACGAGAGGAAUUUUCCUUUAAUUU
This is a messenger RNA of Neltuma alba, 3323 nucleotides long. Its product is annotated as alpha-glucosidase. Gene Ontology annotation, molecular function: hydrolase activity, hydrolyzing O-glycosyl compounds; carbohydrate binding. The record is from RefSeq and is a predicted model, not a curated record. Gene Ontology annotation, biological process: carbohydrate metabolic process. Lineage: Eukaryota; Viridiplantae; Streptophyta; Magnoliopsida; Fabales; Fabaceae. Bases 100 to 2907 code for a protein of 935 amino acids. The transcript is spliced from 5 exons.